Molecule: messenger RNA, 570 nt
Organism: Aureobasidium musti
Lineage: Eukaryota; Fungi; Ascomycota; Dothideomycetes; Dothideales; Saccotheciaceae
Source: the annotation of a GenBank genome assembly
AUGGGUGCAGAUUAUGCACGAGAAAACGGCCAAUAUAACCCUGGCCACAAUGUCAACGAGCCUAAGUUUGACACUCUGUCAGAACAAAUGUCGUAUUGGGUCAAGGAGACAUUCACAAAGCUGAUCAACCCAUGGUCAUUUGUCCCAAGUGACAUUGUACCGGUCAUCGAUGGCCAUCUUUGGACAAUUCCGAUCGAGUUCCGCUCAUCUCUGAUUCUCUAUGUAACACAAGCCGGUUUAGCACACCUUUCAAACACAGUUCGCAUGUCGGUGCUAGUUGGUCUCAUAUUUUGGGUUCACCAGAUGUACCGCUGGGAGAUGAUUCUGUUCUAUGGUGGUUUCCUUCUCGCCGAAACUGAUCAUUAUCGUGCUUCUCGUCUCCCUUAUGACCUCUCAUGGCAUAAGAUGGCCAGCACUACCCGGAUCGAUAGGCUCAAGUUAGUGUUCUAUAUCACAGUCUUCAUCGCUGGAAUGUAUCUUGGUUGUCAGCCACAACUGGACGCGGAAACAACGCCAGGCUGGAUUACCCUUUGGAACAUGAUCCCAGCCACUGCAAAGAUUGUUCAAUAA